AUGACAUUCCUCAAGACACUUCUCCUGGCAACAGCUCUAUCGAUCGUGUCGACGGCCGCGGAAACCGAAUGCCCAGCAGGUUGGCUCCCAAACACCUUCCACGGCACAAAAUGCUGCUCUGGCAACAUGGUCAUCGACGAAGAAGGCGCGUACUGCUGCGUCUACGACAUGAGACCUUACAAAGAAGCCCUUACCGACACAGCAAAGCUCUAUGCUACCGCAACGACGACGAGUGAGACUGAUUGGUCCACACUCGAGAAUUCUUGCAUCGCUGAGGUCCGCUUCACCGCCACCGACUACUCAGCCCAGGUCUCGUCCGCGGCGAGCAAAGCUGAGGCUACGCCCACGGCUAUUGUAGCAAGUGAGGUCACCACCACGAGCCAGGUCACCCGUACUACGGCUUCUUCAACUAGCUCUGGUGCGGGCUCGCAGUCUUCGACCCCAACCCCGACCUCUAACCCGGCUAUGCCUAUUGCUACUGGACAGGGCAUGCUUGGUGGCGCAGCACUUGCAGCUGCUCUACUCAUGCUGUGA
Penicillium griseofulvum is the source of this 534-nucleotide messenger RNA. RefSeq lists its product as uncharacterized. The transcript has a single exon. The record is from RefSeq and is a predicted model, not a curated record. Bases 1 to 534 code for a protein of 177 amino acids. Lineage: Eukaryota; Fungi; Ascomycota; Eurotiomycetes; Eurotiales; Aspergillaceae.